This is a messenger RNA of Trichophyton rubrum CBS 118892, 348 nucleotides long. RefSeq lists its product as uncharacterized. NCBI's taxonomy places the organism in Eukaryota, Fungi, Ascomycota, Eurotiomycetes, Onygenales, Arthrodermataceae. The transcript is spliced from 2 exons. The record is from RefSeq and is a predicted model, not a curated record. Bases 1 to 348 code for a protein of 115 amino acids.
AUGCUCAAUGAUACAGGCAGCGAUGCGUUGACAGUCUUCGACACAGACCUAAUCGCGCAUCGCUCCAACGUACCUGGGUUUUGGGCCUCAAACUCAAGCUUGACAGCUAAUGGGAUUGUUUUACGGCAAGUUAUCUACGUUGAGAUCCAGCUACUUGAUUCACAACGUAAUCCUAUUUCAGAUUGGAUUCUCGAGGAAUCUGUCGUUGUUCCGUCAGCUGAAGGUAACACUAGGCUGUCCGGCAGAGGGAUGAGGGAUUGUCUGUAUUUUGCAACAGCACCAGGUAACCAACAGCUAUACGUGGCCGAAAAGAAGAAUGGCAUUGUACAGCAGCUUCCUGUUGUUUAA